AUGUCCUCUGCUCAUGAUGCCACCACCAAGAUCUCCAUUGACAAGUUCGACGGCGACAACUACGCGACGUGGAGCCGCUACAUGCGUGGCGUGUUCCUGACCAAGUCGGCGUGGCACGUGGUGAACCGGGAGACCACCCCCACCUUCGCCGAUCCUCGCGCCAGUGACGACUACGUCAAGACGAACAACAUUGCGUUCGGCUUGAUGCUGCUGCACAUGAGCGCGGAUUAUCAUCACGUGGUUGAUGACUGUGAAGAGGCGUGGGUCGCGUGGGCGCGUUUGAAGACGCUGUACGGCGGGUCGCAGAAGGCUGGACGCAUCUACUUGAAGCGCCAGCUGUUCAGCAUGGAGAUGGCGGAAGGCGGCAAUGUGAUGCAUCAUUGCAACGAAGUCCUCAACAUCAGCGCGAAGCUCAGCAGCAUCGGCGCCAAGAUGGAGGACGAGGACGUGGCGAUCUGCUUGUUGCGCAGCCUCCCCAAGAGCUACGAGAACGUCGUUCUCAACUUGGAGAUGAGCAGCGCGGAACUGCGAUCGCGAGACGUCGUGAGAGUGCUCACGAAUGAGCACAUCAAGAGGCAAGGUGACAAGACGACAUCGGUGAAGACUGAAGACGCGGCGAAGGCGUUCAGUGCCGAGCGUGAACCUCGCCAGUGUACAUACUGCGGAAAAUUGGGGCACACGGCGGAGCGGUGCUGGACCAAGCAGAAGGACGAAAAUCAAGUUGGAGCUCGACGCGGCGGCAACAAUGCUCGUGGACGCGGAGCCAACAACGUUCAGUGGCGAACCAACAGCAACUACGAUGACAACUACGAUUGA
Molecule: messenger RNA, 816 nt
Organism: Peronospora matthiolae
Lineage: Eukaryota; Oomycota; Peronosporomycetes; Peronosporales; Peronosporaceae
Source: the annotation of a GenBank genome assembly